GAUUAAAAUGAUGUAGCACCAAACCUUACUUCACGUCUCAUCCUUUUUAUAACCAAAAUGCAAAACACUCUCUUCAUGCAUUUACAAUAUCUCAACCAAAAUUCUUCUUCUUCUUUUUCUCUUCAUUCUAAGACACAAUUCCUUUUGCAUUUCUCCACAUGAAGAAGUUGAACUUGAUACUAAGGAAGUGCAAGAGCCUUUCAAAACAACUAGGGAGAUCUUCUUCAUAUAGUAGCCUAAGGUCCAAGUCUAAUAGAGAAGAGGGGGAUGAGCUAUGGCGACAUAUAUCGACCGGUGAUGAUGCUGUGGUUCUUGUCGGAAGUUCCCGUCGUCGAUACAUGAUAAGUUCGAAAUAUCUCAAUCAUCCUCUUUUUAAUGCACUUAUUGAAAAAUCAUCCAUGUCCGGUGAUAACACCUUCGCCGUAAAAUGCGAGGUUGUGCUCUUUGAUCAUCUUCUUUGGAUGCUUGACAAUGCUGAUAUUGAUUGUGGUUCUUUGGAGGAGCUUGCUGAGCUCUAUGUGUUUUGAUGGUCUUUGUUCAUUAGAUAUGUUAACUAAAUAUGGAUUGAGAUUAUUGAAGCUAUUAA
Molecule: messenger RNA, 586 nt
Organism: Dioscorea cayenensis subsp. rotundata (Guinea yam)
Lineage: Eukaryota; Viridiplantae; Streptophyta; Magnoliopsida; Dioscoreales; Dioscoreaceae
Product: auxin-responsive protein SAUR78
Exons: 1
Coding region: 159-527 (122 amino acids)
Biological process (GO): response to auxin
Source: RefSeq, a predicted model, not a curated record